This is a messenger RNA of Lathyrus oleraceus (garden pea), 1202 nucleotides long. RefSeq names its product protein SRC2. The record is from RefSeq and is a predicted model, not a curated record. Lineage: Eukaryota; Viridiplantae; Streptophyta; Magnoliopsida; Fabales; Fabaceae. The transcript has a single exon. Gene Ontology annotation, biological process: defense response. Bases 114 to 1064 code for a protein of 316 amino acids.
UAUUUUCUCAAAUAUAAAUACCAUAGGUUGCAUCGUAUAAACAUCCAAACAUCACAAACUUUAUUAUACACACAAAUCAUUCAUCAAAAUUUCUCUCUUUUCUGUUGAUUUCCAUGGAAUAUAAAACCCUAGAACUCAACAUAAUUUCUGCAAAAGAUCUCAAAGAUGUUAAUCUCUUCUCCAAGAUGGACGUAUAUGCUGUCGUUUCAAUCUCCGGAGAUCCUGUGAACCCACAGACUGCCACCACCCAUAUCCACCAUAACGGCGGAACAAACCCUACCUGGAAUUUCCCGAUCAAAUUCACCGUCAAUGAAUCUCUUGCUAAUCAGAAUCGUCUCUCUCUUGAGAUUAAACUCAUCUCAAAUCGAUCUGUUGCCGGAGAUACCUUGAUCGGUACUGUUCAUAUGCCUCUCAAGGAACUUCUUGAGAACACUUCCGGGGAUUCUUUAAGGCAAGUUAGUUAUCAGGUUAGGACAACCUCAGGGAAAUCCAAGGGGAGUUUGAAUCUCUCCUACAAAUUCGGCGAAAAUGUUGGAGCUCCGGCGACCAAGUCAGAGGUGAAAGGGAAACAUGACUCAAAGAUGGGGAAAGAUGAACCAGUGUUGGCGUAUCCUCCACCCGGAGUGGCGGCAGGGUCUAGUUCUGUUCCGUACGGUACACCGUAUCCACCACCGCAACAAGCGGCUGGAUAUGGGUAUCCACCACCGGCGACUGCUUACGGUGGAUACCCACCUGCUCAAACCGGUUAUGGCUAUCCACCCCAACAACAACAACAACCGGGCUAUGGAUAUCCUCCACCACAACAACAAGGCUAUGGAUAUCCACCACAACAACAACAACAACAAGGCUAUGGAUAUCCACCACAACAACAACCGGGUUAUGGAUAUCCAGGGGCACAGAAGCCUAAGAAGAAUAAAUUUGGAAUGGGUUUGGGAGCAGGGUUGCUUGGAGGUGCAUUAGGUGGGAUGUUGAUUGGUGAUAUGGUGUCUGAUGGUGGUGCUUAUGAUGCUGGAUAUGAUGAUGGCCUUGAUGCUGGUGGCUUUGAUGGUGGUUUUGAUUUUUAAUUUGUUUGUUUAAAGACUAUUUUGUUUUGGUACUUGUUUUUAUUUUUACUUUGAGGUUGCUUCUUGUGUUUCAAAUUGAAGCUAACUUGAUGUAUAUUUAGCUUUUGAAAUAUAAAUAUACUUUUCAUGUUUGUGACA